Messenger RNA from Lingula anatina, 925 nucleotides. Its product is annotated as hepatocyte growth factor activator serine protease. The record is from RefSeq and is a predicted model, not a curated record. Lineage: Eukaryota; Metazoa; Brachiopoda; Lingulata; Lingulida; Lingulidae.
GAGACCAAUUUUAUCAAAACAAGCAUAAUUGAUAAAAUCAGUCAAUUUCUGCAAUCUUCUGAAUCUUUCUUGCCAACUUACAACAUAUUUUUUUCUCUCUUUGGAAUAGAUGUAUUUUCUUGUUGUCUUUAACUUUUUCAACUUUUUUCUAGUUUUCGUUUGUGCCUACGGUUUAGGAUGUUUUGGAAUAUAAGCUGACAAAUAUACGGGUAUUUGAAUACAUCGAUAUACAUAUAUUCAAGUUUUGGAGAAGGAUGUGUCAGAGGUGUCAGUUUUAAUUUUAAAAUGAAUCAAAGUGUGCUCAUUGGACAAAUUUGGUAUAACUUCUCAUCAGCUGAACUUAAGUUAUCACUGUAUUUCUUCGCUGUUUUGAAGAAAGAUACCGCUUUUAACGAGGUCCAAACACAGUGGGUUUGUUUAACCUAGAAAAUCUUCAAGUCUAAUUUAAAGCUGAAGAAAAUGUUGAAAGCACUGUUCCUGUGCAGCCUGAUGGUCUUAGGUUUCUUCCCAAAAAAUGCCCAGACCACGUGCACGGUACCCAAUAACGACCCUAAUGCAUCAUGCCGAUUGGUAUACAGAUGCAGAUACUAUUACGGCUACUACUAUUACUACUAUGACUGUUCAUGUACCUGCAAUCCGGGGUUUACUGGGACUGCUGGGUACUGCACAGCUAUAAAUCCAUGCGCCUCUGGCCCAUGUCAAAAUGGAGGCAACUGCACGGUACUAACCACUGGCUACAGUUGUCAAUGCCCUCCAGCCUAUGCCGGGACUAACUGCCAACUGACUCAAUGUGAUAUCCAACCUGAUGCGACUUGCUUGCGGCAAUAUAAAUAUUGCUACUAUUGGGGCUAUAUUUAUUAUUACACAGUCUGCGAGUGUACUUGUAAUGACGGUUUCAUCCAAAUUGGUGACACUUGUGUUUAGG